Messenger RNA from Anopheles marshallii, 813 nucleotides. RefSeq names its product seminal metalloprotease 1-like. The record is from RefSeq and is a predicted model, not a curated record. Gene Ontology annotation, molecular function: metalloendopeptidase activity; zinc ion binding. Gene Ontology annotation, biological process: proteolysis. The transcript is spliced from 3 exons. The coding region runs from base 1 to 813 and encodes 270 amino acids. NCBI's taxonomy places the organism in Eukaryota, Metazoa, Arthropoda, Insecta, Diptera, Culicidae.
AUGGUAGUGCUGCGUGGUUUAUGCUUGGCGGUGUUUACCGUCGUGCUGGUUCAGGCUGGUGUGAUUAAGAACUCUCCCGAAAAUGCUGCCCGACUGCGGAACCUUCGGCCGGACGAGCUGGCAGAGGAGCUGAGUGGCCAGUUUGAGGGUGACAUCGUACUGAGCGAGGAACAGGAACGCUCGAUACUGAGCAACAAGCGCAAUGGGCUGAUCGCGUCCACCUAUCGCUGGCCGGGCGAUACCGUACCGGUCCUGAUCGUGGAGGAGGACUUUACGACGGAUCAGAUCGAACACAUCAAGCGAGGGCUACGGCAGAUCGAGCUCGUCACCUGUCUUAAGUUUGUGACGCGUACGAACGAGGCGGACUAUGUGCAGGUCAUCGGUACCGGGUCGGGAUGCUAUUCCUCCGUCGGCCAUCGGGGCGGCGCCCAAACGCUCAAUCUGGAGCCGUACGCUGUCGAUACCGGGUGCUUCCGGUUGGCCACGAUCGUGCACGAGUUCAUCCAUGCGCUCGGGUUCUACCAUCAGCAGAGUGCGAGCGAUCGGGACCAGUUCGUCGAUAUCGUGUGGGACAACAUCGAGGAGGGCAAGCAGCAUAACUUCAACAUCUACGACGCCGACACGGUGACGGAUUUUAACGUGAUGUACGAUUACGGCAGCGUGAUGCAUUACAGCUCGACCGCGUUCAGCAAGAACGGUGAGAAAACGAUCGUGCCGAAGGAUCCGAAUGCGGCGAUCGGGCAGCGUGUUGGCAUGAGCGAGCGGGACAUCUCCAAGCUGAACCAUAUGUACAAGUGUUUGAAUAAAAAUUAA